Molecule: messenger RNA, 1560 nt
Organism: Henningerozyma blattae CBS 6284
Lineage: Eukaryota; Fungi; Ascomycota; Saccharomycetes; Saccharomycetales; Saccharomycetaceae
Gene: NUG1
Product: RNA-binding GTPase NUG1
Exons: 1
Coding region: 1-1560 (519 amino acids)
Cellular component (GO): nucleolus
Molecular function (GO): GTP binding
Source: RefSeq, a predicted model, not a curated record
AUGAGAGUUAGAAAGCGUACCUCAAAGAGAACUUCCACUCGGAUGAAGGAAGGUAUUAAAAAGAAAGCUGCUGCCCAACAUAGAAAGGAAAGAAAAUUAGCAAAGAAAGAUAUUACUUGGAGGUCUAGAUCCAAAAAGGAUCCUGGUAUCCCAUCUAACUUUCCAUAUAAAACCGAAAUUUUAGAAGCUAUUGAAGCUAAGAAAAUGAAUGAUUUACACGAGAAAGAAUUGGCAAAACAGAAAAGAUUAGAAGCUAAGCAGCAAGCCAUUGCAAAUGGUAUGGAUCAAGAUACUAUGAUGGAUGAUGAUGAGGAAGAUGACGGACAAAAUGGGUUAGCAGCAUUAGUUGAAUCUGCACAACAGGCUGCAGAAAAUUACAACGAAGCAAAUAAUGCUCAAAGCCAACAAAAUGUUGAUGUAACCGAAUAUAAUAUUGAUUUCUAUUCUGAUUCCAAUGAAGAUGCUUCUGAACUUGAAAAAUCAAGAAAAGCUUAUGAUAAGAUUUUCAAAACUGUUGUUGAUGCUUCCGAUGUAAUUUUAUACAUCCUAGAUGCUAGAGAUCCAGAAGGGACAAGAUCAAGAAAAGUUGAAGAAGCUGUCUUACAAAGCCAAGGAAAAAGAUUAAUAUUAAUCGUAAAUAAGGUUGAUUUAGUUCCACCUUAUGUUCUAGAGCAAUGGCUGAAUGUAUUAAAAUCUAGUUUCCCUACUAUUCCAUUAAGGGCUGCCCCAGGUGCCACAAAUUCAUCAUCAUUCAACAAAAAGUUAACUCAAACUGCAACUGCUAGUGCUUUACUAGAUGCUCUUAAAACAUAUUCUAAUAAUAGUAAUUUGAAGAGAUCUAUAGUCGUAGGUGUUAUUGGCUAUCCAAAUGUUGGUAAAUCAUCUGUUAUCAAUGCACUAACAUCAUGCCGGGGUGGUUCAUCAAGGGUUUGCCCGGUAGGUAAUCAGGCUGGUGUAACUACUUCUCUAAGAGAAGUAAAAAUUGAUAGUAAAUUAAAAAUUUUAGAUUCACCAGGUAUUUGUUUCCCAUCUGAGUCCACUAGCAAAUCUAAAACUCAACAAGAAGCAGAAUUAGCUUUACUUAAUGCUAUACCACCUAAAUAUAUUAUUGAUCCAUAUCCAUCGAUACUAAUGUUGGUUAAGAGAAUUGCUAAUUCUGACGAAAUGACCAACAGCUUUAAAACGUUGUACGAUUUACCUCCUAUUCCAGCAAAUGAUCCUGAGACUUUCACUAAGCAUUUCUUAAUCCAUGUUGCCCGUAAAAGAGGUAGAUUAGGUAAGGGUGGUGUUCCAAACUUAGCAAGUGCAGGUAUGUCAGUCUUGAAUGAUUGGAGGGAUGGUAAGAUUUUAGGCUGGGUUUUACCAAAAGCUUCUAGAGAUACUGAUGAAAAGACUGAAGAUAAAAAAUUAACCGCGUCUUCUAAUGCUAAAACACCAGCUAAAACAGAACAAUCCGUGAUAGUUUCUACCUGGUCGAAAGAAUUCGAUCUGGAUGGCCUUUUCUCUUCUCUUGAUAAUGCUAUUUCUGCUCAAAAAGAAGAAGAUGCUGAGAUGCAAUAA